Messenger RNA from Ostreobium quekettii, 726 nucleotides. The record is from the annotation of a GenBank genome assembly. NCBI's taxonomy places the organism in Eukaryota, Viridiplantae, Chlorophyta, Ulvophyceae, Bryopsidales, Ostreobiaceae.
AUGCUGUCCCUCGUGGCGGGUUCGCUGGCGCUCAUCCCCGCGGCGCUGGCGAUCGCUGCGUGGGGCGCCCUGCCGCGCGUCACGGUGUUUGUACUGGCGCACAUGGCUGCUGCCGGCUUCGCUGUGUGCGUCGGCGCGGCGGACUUCUGCGCGCACAGAACUACUGGGCUGCUGGGGAAGAACGACAGAGGUCGCAUGGAAGCAUGGGGACUGGUACUGAUGUGGCCGUUUCAUCUGGGGCUGCGCAUCAGGCUGCAUUGGAAGCGCAGCAACUCCAGAGAGCCCAUCUACAACGAGAUCUUGCCAGGCUGGUAUCUUGGUGGCUGGCCUCCUAAUGCGUCUUCCAUGCCACCUGGCUCACCAGCAGUUUUGGACGUCACUUGCGAGUUUCCCAGAACUCAGAGCGGCAAGGAGUAUUUAUGCCUUCCCACGUGGGACACACAUGCACCAGUGGUGCCCCAAAUCGAUCAAGGUGUUGAAUGGGCACUCGAACGGCACAAAGCUGGCCGAGGUGUCUACGUACAUUGUGCCCAUGGUCAUGGGCGCAGUGUGCUGGUUUUGUGUGCAUGUUUUAUCAAGGGCAAGUUUGCAGCCGAUGGCAAUGAGGCUAUUGAGAUCAUCAAAAUGAGAAGACCAAAAGCAAGGUUGAAUAAACGGCAGAAUGCAGCCUUACAGGCUUGGAUAUUGAAGCACCAAGAGGAGGGUGCACAAGUGAGAACGAAAUGA